AUGGUCCUGACAAGACGCAUUGACUCCCUGGAGACAGCUUCGGGAAAUGCGUGGGGCUGCUGCUCCAUCUCGCUCUGCAGGCACUACAUGGGUGGACAACUUGGUGUCUACAACAUCGAGCAAGGCGAUGAGAGGAGUGAGCCGCAUGGUGAGGCAGCUGAGAUCUCCCCAGAGUUUAGACAGAGAAUGCAUGAUGCCAUAAACGAUGCGCAUGCAAUCAGUGCCAGACCUUCAGACUUGAUCAUGCCAUGGGAAGAACCAUCAAUGUCAUGGGUGUUUGGUGAACGCGAUCCAUUUUCAAUUCCGGAUGUGACUCCAGUUUGGGGUUACGUAGAGCCUCAACAUGAACCAGAAGACACCCGACCUGGACGUGGAGUGCCCGUCAUGGACAAACCAACUGUUUUUGAAAGUGCAAUAUCAUUCAACUCCUUUCGCACCUGCCAUCUUAGUGAGAGCGACCAAUUGGCCAUUCUGGCACAGAAGUGGGAGGCCCUUAUUUCAAUAAACUACUCUGCGUUUGAUCUCGGAAUCCAGAUUUUUGAUGUGGAGUAUGCUGAGAGGGUCAAGAUUGUGUCAGAGGUUCUCGGAGGAAAAUCUCCCGCGACCUUAUGCAGAAGGCUGUCACAGGUGGCUAGAUUUGUCAAGUGGGCCACCAAUGACGCAAAGCGCGACCCCUUUCCAGUCUCGGCUGAGUUGAUCAAGAACUACAUCAGGCACCUCAGAAACGAUGGGUCUGGGCACACCGCCUACAAGGGCUUUGCCGAGGUGCUCAAAUUUAUGAAGCAUGUUGUUGGCCUUGACUGUGAUUUGACAGCAUUUGAUUCGGCUUGGGUCAGUGGGAUCAUCAGAACUGCUCAGCAGGAGAGACCCUUGAGACGGCAGUCAGCCACUUUGAAUGUGAAAACUCUCCAAUUCCUGGAGGCUUACCUCUGCAAUGAGAGGCAUGCUUUGGUGGACCGCUAUGCAGCGGGCGUCUUUCUGUUUGCGAUAUACUCCAGGGCCAGGUUUGGAGACUUGCGGAAGAUUGCAAGGGUCCUUUUUGACGAGGCAACUGGUGUCAAUGAAACUUCACUGGGUUUCAUUGAAAUGCAUUCGGAGUCCCACAAGAUGAGGGCAACUGGGAACAGACUUGGUGCACACCUUCCUUUGAUAGCACCCAUCAAAGGUUUGAGUGAGAUAGCCUGGGGUCUGGAGUUUGCGAAGGUAUCAAAGCUUAUUGGGCUUGAUGUCAAGUCUUGGGCCAAGGGGAAUCCCUUGCUUCCAGCACCUACACAUAUCGGGGACUGGACUGACAGAUCGGUUACAUCUUCAGAAGUUUGCAAGUGGAUUCAUGGAGUUUUACAGUCAUGUCAUGACUUCGAGCCGACUGGUUUUACACCACAUGGCUGCAAGGCUACAACACUCAUCAUGCUUAGCAAGUAUGGUGCAUCCCCGGAGGAUCGUUUGAUUUUGGGACACCACCAACUCAAUCGUGGUGCGCUAGAGGUCUAUGCCCGUGACCUUCAGAGCUCACCAUUACGGGUCCUGGAACAGAUGUUUGCCGAUAUCAGGGGCGGAAGAUUCUCUCCGGACACCACCAGGUCUGGGAUGUUCACACCGGUCCCAAACCAAGUGAUUGUGGAAAGCCCAGGCAUAGAUGGAGUUCGGAGCCCAGUCGCUGUUAGCGUGAACCCAACACCAACAUCUCCAGCUGAUGACACGCAGGAGACAUCAGAACAUGCCUUCUCUGCCAGGGAACCUGUACAAGGUCCAGAGACGGUUGCCGAUGCCAUGCCGCUGCAGAGGUUGACUUCUGAGAGCAAUGUUAGUGAUGAUUCAGAGUCGGAGUUUUGCUCUGAUGAGUCUGAUGCAGAGGAGGUCAUCAGGGACAUGGCCACAAGCCAGCCCCUCAGCAAAGAGUACAAACCUUUUCAUGCCAGAUUCUUUGUAGAUGCCUUGAAGUGCCAGCAAUGCAACAAGGGUCAGGUGCAGACCCCUGAGGGGGAGCGUGCGGCAGCAGCAUUCAAUGCACGGGCCUUGGAACACGGCUUGACAAGGGCACAGCUUGAACGACUACAGAACCAGGGCCUCACCAAUCUUUCCAAGUUAGCUUUCUCCUUGACGACACCUGGAACAGUGCCUCCUGACGACGCCUUGAAGGGGCUCUUGGCCGAUAACCUGGACGAGGCCGAACUUGUGCCUGCAGAACGUGCCACAAGGAUCCAGCAACAAAGGACCCGUCUUCAGGGCAUGGAACUCACAGGACCUCUUGAAUGUGCCCAUUCAUCCUACGACUACGUGGCAAAAAUGUUGGAGGCAGAUGUCCCAAUGUAUCUUGAGCCUCAUCGUUUUACCACAAGGGCAAGUGAGGUUGCCCGCGAGCGUCCUGGCAAAGAGUUGGUGCUGGAUAACAUCAACCUCACGGUCAAGGACGUGGAAAGGAAAGACAGAUGUCAAAUCAGUAAUGAACUUCAGCUGCAUCAGGCACUUACCAGGCGCUCUUUGGCUUGCGAUCUGAUGCAGGCAUGCUCCUUCCGGAACAUGGAAAAAUGGCACAGGCAUCUCCUUGAUCACCUUCAGUUGCCAUCGCCUCCAGGAUUCCGCCAACCUACCAUGGAGCAAGUCCUCAGGGCAGACCGAACAGCCUGGGUCAAGAUGGCCGAGAAGGUCACUACCUUGAGGCGCCAGGGCGAUGGAUCCUUGCCACUGAACAGAGCGCUAGACGAACUUCCAGCAGAUCCAUCGAUCAUGUUCCACUUGAUGCCCUUGCCGGUUGACAAGAGUACAUCGACGCCCAAGCACACCGAGCCAAAAUCCACGGCUGGCUCUGACCAAGGCCCUCCAAACAUCCGGAAGAAGGACAAGAAGGUCAAACAGGCCAAGGGCAAGGGCAAGGGCAAGACAAAGGACAAGAGUGCGGACGUGGACUUCAUCAAUGCAUGCGAUGCUUUGGGGCCCACUCGGCCCACCAGUGCAACUCUGCACUGGCUUGACAAUCUCAGGGAGGACUGCCUCACGGCCGAAGUUCGACGCCUUGGCUGCCAGCACAGUACUGGUGUUGAUGCCCACGUCACAAAGCAGGUCAAGGCGCCAGUGCUCCGUUUGGAUCUUUCAGAUGAAUCUGGGCAAGCUUUACUUUGGCGGCCGUUGGAGCCAGUCAGACACAUGCUGGCUGAGAUGGGGUCACCCCACAAGGGUGGGCCACUGCCCUUGAAGUUGAGUAUCCUCACGGGCUUUGCCGUGAGUGGGCAGCUUGUUUACGUCAAGCCCUCCUGGCUCAUGGCGCCUCUGACGUUUGAAGAGCUAAAACGACAAGGAGUGGACGGCCUUGAGUCAUCACCACCCCAUGCAAAGGAGAUCCUCAAGAGCAAGAACUUAUGCCUUUUUGCGGAGCUCAUCGAAGCGUCUGGGUCGCCGGAUGUUACCCUGGCAUCAGACAUCGCAAGAGGAUUUGAUCUGAUGGGGUCCAUCCGUACGGGGGGCGUGUUUCCCCACAAGCCGCUGUUUGCAACUUUGCUCCCUGAGCAGGUCAGGGAGAUGUCUGGCAUGGCCAGGAUUGCAACUUGGAAUGCGGUCAGGAGAGGCAGAGAUAAUGAGAUGUGCCAAGAAAUUUUUGAUGCAACCAUUGAGGAGUGCGACAAGGGUUGGAUGCGUGGACCUUUCAGCAUUGAGCAGCUUCCUGAGAGCUCCAUCUUAACUCGCCGCUUUGGCGUGAGGCAGUCAGCAACACUGGCAGAUGGAAGCAAGGUCGUCAAGUUUCGGCCCAUCGAUGAUUUCUCUGAGUCUCUGAUCAAUACAACAAACUCACGCGAUGAGUCCAUCCAGCCGAUGGGUGUGGAUGCGAUUUGUGCCACUUUGGUCAGGAGGAUGCAGUCUCGCCCGGGGGACCAGUUAGUUUGCAAGACUAUCGAUCUCCGAAAGGCUUACAAAAACCUUCCGUUGUCAGAAGCGGCGCUGGAUGAUGCAUACAUCUGUGUUUACUCACCGGCUGACGGGGCGCCCCGGGCUUUCCAAACGCUGGUGCUCCCAUUUGGAGCGCGAUCAGCUGUCAUGGGUUUUUGCCGCACAUCUUACGCCAUCUGGCGCAUAGGUGUGGUGGUGUUCAAUCUGCAUUGGACGGUUUACUUUGAUGACUUUUUCUUGGUGGCCGAAAUCUACGAGUCUAAGCAUGUUGACCUAGCACAACGGCUUCUUUUUAUGGUUACUGGUUGGCAAACGUCAGGUGAGAAAGAAGGUGGAUUCAGCUCCAUUUCAAGAAUCCUGGGCGUGCAGAUCGACCUGGGAGACUCUCAUUUGGCUUCUGUUACCAUUUCCAAUGUUGAAAGCAGGGUGCGUGAGCUGACAACGACGAUAGAUGACUUGUUGGCAAAGGGUAGCAUGACCACUGCUGAGAUGAGGGCCCUCCGUGGCCGUCUGGUUUUUGCAGAGGCCCAGAUUUUUGGCCGUCUUGCAAGUGUCCACAUGAAACGGCUGUCCAGACUUGAAAGCCUGGUUGGGGAGGUUGCCAUUGACCAGGAACUUGGUGAAAGUUUGAUGUUUCUCAAGGACCGGGUCAUCACUGGCGGCCCUCGACGGGUACUUGCAUCAGCUGGCCGUGUUUUUCAUUUAUACACAGAUGCAUGUUUCGAGGAAUCUGUGGGUGGUGUCGGAGGCGUGUUGUAUGACCGGAAUGGUGUCAUGCUAUCCUUCUUUUCAGAGCAGCUUCCUGCUGGUCUAGUGGACCUCUUGAACCCAUGCCAGAAACAGAACUUAAUUUUCGAGUUGGAGGCACUCGCAGUGCUUAUGGGUGUGUCGUCUUUGCUUGAUCCUUUGGCAAUACAGCCGUGUGACCGUAUUGUGAUUUUCAUUGACAACAACUCGGUGCUUGCGAGGCUGAUCUCUGGCUCAGUUGGUACUGGAGUCGACCGCUUGAUCUUUGAAGGGAUUUUGCUUUGGGAGUUCACCGUGUGUGCGGUGACUUGGUUUGAAAGGGUGGCUAGCCAUGCAAAUGUUGCAGAUGAACCCUCCAGGGGUGUUUACAACCACCUUGAUGAAAGGUGUAGGAUCAAUGUAGAUCCUGACAUGUUUGUCAAUGACCUCUUGGCUCGCUCUAGAGCAGGUGGCUCACUUGCUCUCGCGUUCAAGUUGCUUAGCUGGGCUGAAAGAUCUGACCAGCUGAUCUUUCCAGCUAUCGCUCAGUGGCGCUUUGACGGUGCCAGCUUCAUCGCUGGACUCUUCACUGGGCUGCUCAUCUACUUCCUGGCUGCCGAGAGCCCUGCAAAAGCCGCUGUACAAGCUCUGUUGAUGCUCUUGCAAGCCUCGGUGGACGGACGCAUCCAAGAUUUGGAAGAGGAGGUGGCAGAUCUGAAGACUGAGGUGCGGCGACUUCGCCGGUUGGUGAACGAGCUCAAGCAGAACUUGGAAGAGCCUGAGUCCAGGAGUGAAUCCAGGGACACUUCUUACACCCCAACAGGAGAUCGAAGUGUGACUCGAUCUCCAACCCCUGGCGUGACAUCGCUGGGACCUUUUUCACCGCAGGAGAGGUGCGGAUCUCACUUGCAAUCAGUGCCGGAGACAAACACUGCUGCAGCGGGACCUUCUUCCGCACCUUGCCAGUUGUCUUGGCUUGAGAGAGAGGCAAUUUGUGACCAGAUUGGAAAGUUUCUGGCCAGAUCCAUCAGCGGUGGAUUCAGGGGCGCAUCAGGCAGAGACCGCAUACCACUCCCUUCGAGGUUGUGGAUCAUCGUGCGGGACUUUGCGGGCCAGAUCUACACACCAGUGAAGGUGGUGCGCAGCUGGACCAGCUGCAAAGUGUUGUGCAAGCCCUGCAACAACGAGUGCGGGGAUAGUGUAUUUGUGGGAGUGCCUUCAGAGAGGGAAGCGCGGAGAGUGGUGGCUGCGGCGGAGCUUGACUGGCGCAUUUUGCCCUCGUCUGCUUUGGCAAAGCCCACUUUGGUUGAGGUCGCAGCUGCAGAGGCUGGCAAUUUGGAAGAGCCCGUACCUGACGAAACCAUCAAAGUAUGGAUCGGGUUCCUGAAGCCUGCGUUUUUCGACCACUUAGAGAUCGUGGACGAGUGCAAUGUUCAAUACUGUUUCGACAGCAUGGAGGAUGGCAUGCUGCUCCCUUUUGGGCAGGGCCUGGUCGAUGUAGCUCAAGAGCAUUUUGCGUUCUUUUCAGCAGAUGGCGCUGUGCCCUUAGCAGACGAAGUGGAGGAGCCCGACAUCGAUGGGGAGCCUUUGGUGCCAGGAGAUGCUGGAUAUCAGGAUCUUACGCCGGGAGGAGUUCAUCGGCGAGUGGAUCGUCUAGAACAGGCGUUGACGGAGCUGACGACGGAGAUGCGGAAGCUGGGUGCAGCAAAAUCCGCGCCCAAGAAGAAGGCCACUGCCAAAGCUCCUUCUUCGAAGUCAAGACCCCUCAAGCCACGACCUGGUGCGGGUUCUUCUCCAGUACCUCCACACAAUCCGUAUCCUAUGUUGGAUGCGGGAGUGGUCCAUGCGGCUCUACAAGCCGGUAUACCGGAGGAGAACCUACAACAGAUGCAGAAGUUGGUGAGCCGAGGGUCGAAAGCAAUGAAAGUGAAGGACAUGAACCCGAUGGUGCAGCCAGCAGAUUUCUUGUCCGAGGACGAGGUGAUCGAGGGCGACAAUGCAGAAGAUCAGGAAGGAGAUGGAUCUGCGGACCAAGGGCCUCUUGCUGCCUCACUUUCGAAGCUGACAGCGAUUGUGGACUUGCUCACAUCGGAGAAGCUGAAGAGAGCCUCGACGUCCAAGUUAGAAGUGGCCCUGGACUCCGGAGCUGGUUCCUCAUCAGACCUUCCGCUUCAAGGCACAGGCAAGAAGGCCGCAGCUGCGAGAAGGGCAUUGCGGAGUUCUUACGAGGAGCAUCCGGAGGACAUCUCAGCUUUGAUCGGGCGGCUCAUGAACGAGGACUUGAACGCGGUCACCAUCGGUCCUGGCAUGGCUCCACCUCAGCUUUGCGCACGGGCGUGGGUGGAAUUCAGGAGCCGGAUUGGGGCCUACAAGACCGGAGCUUAUGCAGCUUGGAGUGUAGCAGGGAUCUUGGACUCACUCAUGCAGGGUCAUGUGAAAAAGGCGAGGGCAAGAGCUUCAGUCUGCCUGUUGAUGUUGGACCAGGCAAGCAUCGAUCGAGGGAAUUGGGCCCUUGCAGGGGAGUUGGCAUUGGAGGCACCUCCACCAUUUGCCUCCUUAGCCAACCACCAGCUUCCUGCAGUACAAGAUGGCGAAUCACCUUUCUCGAAGCUGCUGGAUCCGAGGUGGUCAGAGCUUGCUAUGGCACACUUGAAGGAUCAGGUCAAGCGAAAGAAUGUGGGCAAGUUCAAUCGAGGCGGAAGAGAGGGAGCUGCCGACGAAGCCGGAGAUGCAGACACAAAAAGGAAGCCAAAACCGAAAGCGAAGCCAAAGAGCCAGUCUUCCGGGUCCCAACAGGUGGUCACUUUUAGCUGGCUUGCGCUGGGAAAGCCUUUCAAUGCCCCAGCGCAUCUGUGUUUGGGAAACAGGCUUACGGCACGCCAAUGGUCGGUCGUAAGGAUGCUGAUGCACUUGUCCUUUGAUGGGAAUUCACCCCAAUUUGUGGACGCUGCCACUAUGUGCCGCUCAGCAGCGAAGGUUGAAGGGUACGAAGAUACUCUUUCUGCUGUGGCUCGUGCGGUGUCUACCUUGCAGGUUUUUGAAGGGCAUUAUGCCUCCCAGUCAAGGUCCUCUCGAUGUUCUGCUGGUGGUGAAGCUGAACCUGUUCGUUGUGGUGUUUGCGUGGGAGAAGUGAGCCACGUGCCUGACCAUGGAGCGAAGCCAUUGAAGGCAUCUAGACUGCAGUUUCCGGGAAAGCCUGAGUUUGACCCGAGGAGGUACUUUGAUGGAUCGACCAAGAAGCUGUACGAGUUUCCUCUUGACCUUGGCAAGCCGUUGCAAGAAGUUGGGAAGCCACCUCCUGUGCAGGUUCGUGCCAGUCCGCAGGGAAAACUGCAGCUGUUCAAGAAGCUUGCAGAUUCCGGGCUCCUUCAACCAGUGCCUGAAGGUACAUACCUUGAUGGUUAUCGGAAUGGGCUUUUUGCAGUCCCCAAAGAUGCAUCUCGUGACAGGAUGGUUUUAGAUGGACGCCCUGCCAACAUGGUCGAUCGUGGGCAACAACGCUGGAGUCAAUCAAUGGCCAACGCCGCUGCCUUGAGUGGAAUUUAUAUCCACCCAGAGCUGAACCUGGUGGCUAGUGGUGAAGACCUGAAAGACUGCUUCUAUCAGUUCAAGGUGAACGCUCAAAGGACGGCUAGGAACGUGCUCCAUGGGUCGCUGUCACUUGCAGAGGCCAAAGAGGUCUUUGGUGAGAACUUCUGCUGGCCCACCUCUAGAGUGGCAGUUGGCUUGUCCUCCUUGGCUAUGGGAGACACUUGUGCAGUCGAGUUUGCCCAGUGCAGUCACAUAGGUUUGAUGCUUCAGCAUGGCGUCGCCACGGCUGAUGAGAUCAUAACGAUGCAUGGGUCUGUGCCUCGUGGUCUUCUACAAGUCGGCGUGAUUGUCGACGACUUGGUCAUUUUGGAACAGGUCCUCAAGGCCGAGUUUGUCGCUGAUGGUCGUUUUGAAGGUAACUGGGAAAGUGGCGACCGCAUAAGCCGUGCUCAGACGGCGUAUGCUGAAGCAGGGCUAAAGAACAACCCAAAGAAAGGGUUCCUGGGAGAAACUUGCUCAAGCUUCUGGGGCAUUGACCUUGAUGGAGAAAAGGGGCUCUUGCGUGCGAGUCAGAAGAGGUUGUGGCCGACUAUGGUCAUAACGUUGAGAGUCUGCUCGCUGGGACUGGCCACGGUAGGGCUCUUGGAAAGUUUGGCAGGCAUGCAGGUGAGUUUGUUGGGAGUGAGAAGGAGGCUUUACAGCUUGAUGGAUGUCGUCUUUGAGCCCUUAAUGAUGAACUGCAAGAGCUCUACAGUGCUCCACUCAGGUCUCCCACAGCGGGUGGGUUCUGUACUUCUCAUCAGGCACCUCGUCAUCCACAUCGAGGAGUCCAUGUUCGCGAAGGAGUGCACGCCCAGGAGGAAGAAGCCUGGCCCAUAUGCCUUUCCUCAACGUAUGUCUGGAAAGCUCUGCCACUGCUCUCGAAGGAAGCGGAGCACGUACAGCUGCAAUAACCUUGCGGCUGGCAUCAGUUGCAGACACAAAACUUCCAAACGGAGCACGCAGGUUCAGGAGAAGAGAGUGGCAAAUGCAACCCCGUCUCUGCGCUACCUGAGUGGAGCAGAUUCGCAAGUUGCUUUGGGUGCUGUUGUAAAAGGACGUGCCGCGUCCCCAAAGCUCAACCGAGUCCUUCAGACCACCAUGCCUUACGCCAUUGGAGGAGAUGCGUACACGCUGCCCAUGUACUACAACACCGCUUCAAACCGCGCAGAUGAUCCUACUCGAGGUUCAUCUCCUUCACCUCCAGACCUUGAAGAACCUCCUUGGCUACAGCAGUUAGCGAACGGUGAUUGUGCGGCUUUUGACAGGUGGUUGGCAAAAGUGGGCGCUCCUACUCCUACCGCACCUCUUCCCUUUGAUGACAUCAGUGGCAGUGACCAACUUGACUUGCAAUCAAUGGCUGCGAUGAAGUCAAAGAACUGGCGUGCGAAAAGAGUGAUGGUGUCUUCAGGUGCAAGUGGACAAGUUGAGACGAAAGAUGCUGCCGCUAAAUCGCGGCCGGUGCGUGUGAGAAAUGUUUCCAAUGAGUUGCCAUCAGACAGAACCUCAGAACUUCACCUUACAGGCGGCAUUACGCUGGAAGGCGUGCAGCUGCUGGAGAGCCUGCCAAGAAGGCAAUUUUUCUUUAGCAGUGGAGUGGAGGCUUUUCAUGCUCCUGGAGCUUUGGACCUUUUCAGUGGAACCUAUGGAGUAGCAAAGCAGCUGCUCAACUUCGGGGCGCCCUGGGUUUUGACGUUUGAAUGGAACAGGAGUUCUGAUGAAAACUUGUUGGAUGAGAAUGUAAGGAACGUCAUCAGGAAGAUGUUCCUUUUUGGAUGCUUUUUGGCCAUGUGCGCGGCCCCAAUCUGUGCGAGCUUCUCAGUGGCUGUCACUCCACCAGUACGUUCCAGCAGGUUCCCAAGAGGAAUACCAGGUCUGCGGAUCAGCAUGCGAGAAAAGGUGGCCGAAGGCAACAGCCACAAUGACUUCGUUUUUGAGUUAGUCGUAACCUGUGAAGAUGAAGGGAAUGCUUAUGCUGUUGAAAACCCAGACACGUCUUGGUGGUGGAGGCAGAAGAAGUGGAGGCGUUGGAGACAUUCUGGCAGUGACAAGUUGUUUAGAUGCUGCUUUUGUAGGUUUGGAACUGCAUGGAGGAAGGGAACAAGGGUAGCAACAAACACUCGACUUGCUGGAGUCAGAAUGAUGUGCACUUGCAAAAAGCCUCACGUGCAACUUCGUGGGGGGCAUCCUACAAAGAAGAUACCCUGGACUGCAGUAGCUCAACCGUACCCAUGGGGAUUUGCAAGACUGCUAGCCUUGGCAUUGUGCCAGAAAGCUGGAUGGUGCCGGACUGAGAGGCUUGAUGUGGCAGGUUGUUCGAAGUCUGGCAGCCUUCGAGUUGGAGAAGCUGACCACCCUGGGCCCAAUAGGCGAAAGGCGCCUAUUAGAGUUGGACGCCUUGGAGAAGUUCAACUGGUAACUGCUCAGACUCUGGCGCUCGAAGCAAAGCAGCUGGAAAAGUUCCAGCGAUGGUGCCGGGAGACCAUCACCAACGUUGACCUGUCCGAGCUCUUCUCAGCAGUGCCGCAGUUUUUGGUCGAAGCCUUGAAAACACAUGCAGAGUGGCUUUUUCAAAACGGUGGAGCCCUUAGCAAUCUGCGUCACCUUUUACUGGCUGCACAAAGAUGGGCCCCGAGUGCAAGAGUGUUUAUGGCUCCAGCUUGGGAGAUGGUUGAGAAAUGGGAAUCUCUGUGCCCGGUGAAACACAGGACGCCUGUCCCGGAGACUUUGGUUUGCGCUAUGUGCGUCCUGGCUUGGCACAUGCAGUGGUGGUCUUGGGUGGGAGCAACCGUCCUUUCUUUUUACGGUGCUGGCAGACUUGGCGAAGUCCUGAGGUGCUCAAGGGAGGAUUUGGUACUCCCCGGUGACGUUUUUGAAGCCACUGGCUCCCCUGUCUUUUUGAGGCUGAGGUCCUUCAAAUCUCAGAUGCGACAGCCUGCGAGGGUCCAACAUAUGAAAGUCAGCAGCACUUCCGCCUCACGCAUCCUCACAAAGAUCUUUGGCCAGCUCCCAUUGGAUGCUCCACUGUUCAAUGCAAGUGCAUACCAAUACAGAAAGCGCUGGAAUCUGCUUUUGGAGAUGUUGCGCAUUCCAAAGGAGCUUGGCCUGACUCCUGGAGGGUUGAGAGGCGGCGCUGCUGUCUAUCACUACAAGAAUGGCCGACCAAUUGCAGAUUUGAUGUGGCUUCUACGUUUAAGGAGCCAGACGACUCUUGAAAGCUAUCUGCAAGAAGUCGGAGCACUCAAUGUUUUUGCCACUCUGUCAGCUGAGACUCGAGCUUCAGUUCGUUCUACUGCUGCGUCUUUUGCAUUUUUGGAUGCUGGUGAGACUCGCUCCGCAGGGAAAUGA
Molecule: messenger RNA, 11526 nt
Organism: Cladocopium goreaui
Lineage: Eukaryota; Dinophyceae; Suessiales; Symbiodiniaceae
Source: the annotation of a GenBank genome assembly